Messenger RNA from Camellia sinensis, 916 nucleotides. The record is from RefSeq and is a predicted model, not a curated record. Lineage: Eukaryota; Viridiplantae; Streptophyta; Magnoliopsida; Ericales; Theaceae.
AUGCCGAAACUUCUAGCGACAGAAAAACGCCGUUGCAUCGAGUUUGAGAAUAGGUUGAGAACGAGACUCCUUUUCAUGGUGGAUGGGUCAAUGAUUAGGGAUUAUGACCAUUUCGUGGAAUCAACGGCCCACUUAGAGAUGGUGAUCCGAGCAGAUAAGGAGUCGAGAAGGGGCUCUAGGCAAAGAGAGGAGGAGGGCAACAGUUUGCACCAUCUUCAGCUCGUCCUCAAAGCCAUAGUCAAAGGAGAGGUCAGCCACCUACCUGUUAUCAAUGUGGGUAGUUAUAAUAUGCCCAGGGUCAUUGCCCACUCGUUCACAUUUGCAAGUGGUGCAGAAGAGAACAAGCUAGAGAAUCCCAAUGGAGAGGUGGAGAAGAAGGAAAUUGCUCCAGGGGAGAACAAGAGCGCAAAAAAGAAGAAAAAGAAGGAUAAGUCUUCAAAGGAGGCUCUAGAACAGCAGGAUGAACCCAAUGGUGCGGACACCACAAAUGGAACCGAUGAGGCAGCCGGAACUGAGAAAGCUGAAGAUACGUCUAUCGAUGUGAAAGAGAAGGUAAAGAAAGUGGCAUCCAUGAAGAAGAAAAAAUCGAGCAAGGAAAUGGAUGCUGCUGCAAGAGCUGCUGCUAAUGAGGCUGCUGCAAGGAAUGCAAAGCUUGCUGCUGCAAAGAAAAAGGUGAAGGACCACUACAACCAGCAGCCGGUCCGGUAAGGACAUUUCAGACAUUUUGUGGAGUUGGGUAUGGGCAUGUAUCCUUUUGUUCAUUUGGUAAAUGCAAAAUAAACAUUAGAAUCUCUUCAAUAGUUCUUUUUUUGGGUUUUACUUGAGGUGAACAAAAAGAGUUAUGGAUUUGAAAGAAUAGGGUUGUUGGAUCUCUUCAAUAUUUUUCCGUUUCUUUUUCGUUUUUUUUCUUUUCAUC